CGUAUAUCGGCACGUUCUUUAACGUGCUUUGUAUUUUUAUCGUAAUUCGAGUAUUCGAUCGACGGAUUUAACGUAGAACUAGAAAAUCGAAUAUUUCACUGAAAACAUGCGUUUAUCGAAAAUAAAUGAUAGAGACAGUGUAUGAGAUCAUUCAAAAUGGAUAAAUUUGUGUUUCUGGUGCUUUGUUGUUUUGUGGGAUUUUUACGUUGCUGUGAUGCUAAAGCGGUUAUAAGGGGAUACCUGUUUACAGCACCCAAACAACUUCCAGCAGGUGAAACUGUGAGCGGAUGUUUGUCACUGCAUAAAUUAGAGCCUCCGGCUCAUAUUCUUCUCGAGCUAGUGAAAGAAGAUGAAGUAUUGUCGAGAACUAACACCGUAUUAACAUCAGGUAUAGAAACAUGUCUGGAGCUCCCAGUACCGAUGGUGAGAUACCGAAGCGCGUUACUUCGACUUACGAUCAAAUUCGACAAGUAUCCCCAUUACAAAGUGAACGCGGAAGAAUAUGUGGAAAUCGUGUGGAAUUCUCUUCUCGCAUUCGUGGAAACUGAUAAACGUGUUUAUAAGUCUGGACAAGACGUUAAUAUCAGAAUCCUGAUGUUGAAAAAUGAUUUGAAGCCUUGGAAGAAACCGAUUUCGAAAGUGUGGAUUGAAAAUCCGUCGGGGAUCAGAGUAGUGCAAUGGUCGAAUGUGAGCACCGAGAACGGGAUGGCACAGUUGAAAUUUCCUUUGUCGAUGGAACCGAGUUUGGGAACGUGGUCGAUUGUUGUGGACAAAUACGCAGAUUUCGAGAUCUAUGAAAGAACGCAGUUCGAAGUGAACAAGUACGUUUUACCAAGAUUCCAGAUAGCAGUAACUUCACCGAGCUAUGUACUUGCAGAUACAGAGAACGUCACGUGGAAUAUCUGUGUCAGGUAUAGUUACGGUAAACCCGUAAAAGGUACUUUGUUAUUGAAAUUAACUCCGCACACUCCUAGUUGGAGAAGAAAACCUAACCUCACACCAAUUCGCUACGAAACAGAAAUGGAUUCACCAGACGGAUGCACCGAAUUUACACUUUCUGGGACAGUUCUCAACUUGGCACGUUGGAACGUAGCUCCGAAUAAUAUUGUUCUACUCGUAAAUUUCACCGAAGCAGGGACAGGAGUGAAAAAAACUACCAUUAGUCGGUCCGUGGUUAAGCACAAGGCUUUGAAGAUAGAAUUCACGCAGUACAUGCCGAAAUACUUCAAACUGGACCUGCCUUAUCAUGGAAAGUUACGAGUUUUUAAGCAGGACGAUACUCCCGCUCCGAACGAGAAGAUUCAACUUUGUUUAAAAGUACUGGGAAAAAACAAAUUGUUGCUGGAUAUGGUCGAAUGCCGAGAUUUUACGACGUCCGCUGACGGUUUUGUUGAUUUUAUCGUACCACCUCAACAGAGGAAUGUUAUUUUGUUGAGUUUUCUUGCCACUGCCGUUGAUUACCCGAUGAAAUAUUAUUCGCCGGAGAAACGCUGGAGGGUGUUCAUGGAUCAACCAUCAGCACAAAUUGACAUCCAUCCUUGGUUCUCCGCAUCUAAUAGUUACUUGGUUGUAACCAGAGGAACUCAACCCAUCGUAUGCGGUGAAAAAUACUCCUUCAACGUGAUGUAUACGAUGCCCUCAAACAUAAAAGACAAUGAAUCGAUUUUAUUCCACUACUCUAUCAACUCCAAAAGUGGGAUCCUGAUAUAUGGCCACGUAACGCAUAAGCCAGGUCAUGACACCAUAUUGAACUACUCGGAAUUUCGCAAUUUAUUGGGUAGCCUCAAAUUUUCAAACAGAACCGAUCAAGACCCCGUUGUACACAGAUUUCCGUUAAGCGUGAAAGUAACAUCAAGCAUGGCGCCAAUAUCCGAAUUACUGCUCUAUUACGUGCGAUUGGACGGCGAAAUCGUGGCUGCUACUUAUACAAUCGAGGUUGGCCAUUGUUUCGAGAACAAGGUUAAAACAGCUUGGCACACCGAUGCCCGAACACCAGGAUCAACUACUCAGUACCACGUGGAAGCUGCACCAUGGUCUCUCUGUGGAAUAUCAGCCGUAGAUAAAUCAACACUUUUCUUAGACGGAUCGAAAUCUAAUUUAAUCGAUGCCGCUAAAACGUUCGAAAAAUUGAAGUACCGCGAGUUUUCUUUCCUGACCUCUUGGCGGCAAGCUAAUUGCCAAUCGGAGGUUCUGAUGGAAGAUACAGAAGAAGAGAUCGGUCAUCUACCGCGUCCUGCGACGUUUCUUAGUUUCGAAAGACGAAAAAGGCGAUCGACUACGUAUAAUAGGAUAAUUGAAUACGUAAACGAAAUGCAAGCUUUCAUUGAUUUCGGAGUGAUUGUGAUGAGCGAUUUAAAACAGACAACACUACCGUGCACGCUAAGUUUUAAAAAGGAUACAAGGAUGUUUCAGAUGUCGGCUGACACUGUAAUAAAUUUCGCGAUUGCCGCCGCUGCGAAGUCAUCAGUGGUGGACCUGGAAUACAUUGACGAGGGUUAUGAUCAGACAUCUACUCUGGAAAGUAGAUCGUACUUUCCAGAAACGUGGUUAUGGGAGUUGGUGCCUACUGGGAGGGAAGGUAAAAUAACAAUAGAACGCACGCUUCCGCACACCAUCACCGAUUGGGUCGGCUAUACAACGUGCAUUUCACCGAUACAUGGCCUGGGAAUAGCGCCACCGACCACCAUAACGUCGUUUCAACCAUUCUUCCUCGAUUAUAGUUUGCCGUACAGCGUGAAACGCGGUGAAAUGAUGCGCAUGAAAGUCUCCCUCUUCAAUUACAUGCAACAUAGCUUGCCUGUGGCUAUCAGACUGGAAGAAAUGUCGGGGAUCGAUCUGCAUUUGUCGCUUCCGACAGCGUCGUUCUGCGUGGAACCACGAGACAGCGUGAUCCACGAAUUCGUUUUACGACCACGGGUUAUCGGAGAGGUUAACAUAACUGUCUCAGCUUACAUAGACUCUAAUUAUUCUGAACCUUGUGGUCCGCAGACUUUGGUAUUUACUAGGGACAAAAUAGUGAAACCACUUUUAAUUCUACCUGAAGGUUACCCAAUGGAGAAAACGGAAACAAUGUUACUUUGUCCGAUGGACUUUAAUGAUGAUUCCACGUUCAUGUGGGAAGCUGCGUUCCCUGAGGAUGUGGUAAACGACAGUGCAAGAGGUUACGUAAAUUUGAUAGGAGACAUUUUAGGACCAGCACUCCAGAAUUUGGACAACCUCGUUCAAUUACCGCGAGGCUGCGGCGAACAGAAUAUGGUUUUAUUUGUGCCAAAUCUUAACGUGAUAAAAUAUCUCGAUGUUCUACAGAUCAAGAAACCUGAACUCCGAAAAAAAGCGAUCAAAAAUAUAGAGAAAGGUACGUGGUAUACAUUCUAUUUGUCGCAUUUACUUAUUCGUUUUAAUUUUGGUGGUCUUCAAGACGAUAGUUCAUCGACAGCGUUAACAGCCUACAUUCUAAUCGCUUUGGUCGAAUCUGGAAUAACAUUGCCAGAAUCUCUUGUUACCAAUGCAUUAAAUUGCCUGGAAAAAGGAAUGGCGAAUGGCAACGAUAGUCCUUACGCUACGAUUCUAACUACGUAUGCAUUAGCCCUGUUGGGAUACCCGAAAGUUAAUGCUAGCUUGAAAUCAGUGAUGGACCUCGCUACGCGUUCAUACAAUGACUUACUUUGGUGGGAGGACAAAACAUGGUCGUCGCUGAGUUUGAGCAUCGAAAUGACAGCAUACGUGAUUCUCACGUUGGUCAAAUUGGGCGGGAACGAUAAUUUGACCGAAGCUUUAAAGGCCGUCCGUUGGAUAUCGAAGCAAAGAAACGUCGAGGGUGGUUUCAAAUCUACCCAGGACACGAUUCUUGGUUUAGAGGCGAUCAGCGAGUACGCUAUGGUCACGAGCAGUAAAAACACCGACUUGUCCGUGCUUCUAACAGCUAUCGAAGUUGAUCGCGUGCAUAGAUUGUAUAAUGACAAUCGUAUGGUUCUUACGCAAAUUCGUCUGCCUGUUUUACCGACGUCCAUUGAAGUUUCUGUCGAAGGAGAGGGCUGCGUUUUGGUACAGACCAACAUCAAAUACAACGUUGCACACGCAACUGGUUCAGAUGCGUUCGACCUUUCGGUUUCUGCACGAUCUGAUGCAUUUGCGAACGAGUGUGCGAUGCAAAAUGUAACGAUUUGUGCACGAUAUAAAUUAGCAGACGGGGAAAGCAACAUGGCGUUGCUUGAAAUUGGAAUGAUAAGUGGAUACGUGCCUGAUCGUGAAAGCUUACAGUCCUUGUUACAACCAAUGUCAAGAGUGAAACGUUUCGAGGAAAAUAACGACGUCGUUGUUAUUUACUUCGAUAAAUUAUUUGAUGAAAAAACAUGUGUAUCCUUCACGAUAAUAAGGGAAAACUUUGUCGAUUAUCUUGAGCCAGCGAAUGUGAUACUUUAUGAUUAUUAUCAACAAGAACUUAUGGUGUACAGCAACUAUAAAGUCCCUUCAAUGUGCAGUAGUGCGGAACCGAUCGACGAACAACCGAUAACAGAUGUAUCAUUCAAAUUAAAAUCGAUGAGGCAGCCGGUAGAGAUAGAAUUAAAUUCAUCAUUCGUUGAUACGAAACAAGAAGUAGCCAUUCCGGAAGGAAUGGAAGGACCAGUACCAGUUUACGUUAAACCCGAGACGAUUGAUUACAAAUUGGAGACUACCAUAGCUACCAAUGGCUUGUCCGAUCUUACUCCGACUCUUGGUAUCGAGGAUCAAACGGUACAAUGGGGAGAACAGGAACCUGUACAGGAGGAGUUUGACAGUCAAAUAAGAAAUACGACAGACAUCGAAACGGACGAUGCGUCGCCAACAGGAGCAGAACAGUUUUGUCCUGUAUGUAUGGAGAGUCUUCCAUCAGAUUUCACAGAAAUUUAUUGUUCGGCAAGGAGCGUGGUGAAGGCGGCAAUCAGACGAUUGCGAAAAACAAGAAUGUUAUUGGAUCUGCAUGCAUCACGUGAGGUUCAACGUCUUCGAUCCGCAGUCGAGUUUUAUUUAAGUCCAAACUGUGUCUGUGUCCCGCUAGAUACACCCGCAAGUCUAGCAUUGAUCAUAAACAUGGAUACCGACUUUCUCACAUCCCAGGAACAAAAACAGAGCCUGAACGGUUCCUACCAUAUAUAUGGCCUGCCCCCAACGAGCGGUGUGCCUUGUAAAGUGGCAGAAGCACGAUCUACAUGUUCAAGUAAAGAAACGGUUCAAUGCACAUAAGUACAAGGACAUCCUCUGUCUAUGGUUGAACUGAUAAAAUCAUGUAACGUUUAAUCCUUUGGACUCAGAAAGCAACUUACCAUUCGGUUUAACAAAUU
Megachile rotundata (alfalfa leafcutting bee) is the source of this 5321-nucleotide messenger RNA. Its product is annotated as murinoglobulin-1. Gene Ontology annotation, cellular component: extracellular region. NCBI's taxonomy places the organism in Eukaryota, Metazoa, Arthropoda, Insecta, Hymenoptera, Megachilidae. The record is from RefSeq and is a predicted model, not a curated record. Gene Ontology annotation, molecular function: endopeptidase inhibitor activity.